AUGGCACCAAAUGAUUCGCAAGAGCAUUCUACACCAAACCUUGACGGCGCACAGAACUCUAUAUCCCUCGAAGAACCUUCCCAGACUGGGUCAAUAGCAACACCAGAGACAAGUGUAGUCGCAAAUUCUCCUGAGAAAACUAAACGAUCCAGUUGGUACAACAGGACCUGGCCCCGCAAAACCGCGCCCAUUACCCAGAAUGCUCGUGAAAGUAUAUCUUCUGCCAGCAAUACUGCCUCAGAAGUCGUUCCAUCUGUCAAACGACCCGCCAAACCAAAGACCAAACGAACGCCUUCUCUGCAGUUGACGCUGGGGAAAGCGACCUCAAGCCGGUCCCCCCCAGCCGACGCUACGACGACGAGGGUCAAUGCAACCUCGAGGGGUUCCAUCUCGUCUCCAGCGACAUCAAAGCCUAAUACAGUAGUUGAAGAGCAAGCGGAGAUUGAUGGUUCACAAAAUUCUCGAUUCAAGCGGGGUGGCAACGAAGAGAUACACCCAAAAAACCCUAAGACUCCAGAUCCUCCGCAGCCUAACGAUUCUAAGGGUAAAGAGGCUUCAGAGCCCGAGGAAAAUCCAACUUCUAUCCAGGCAAAUGGAGGUCCGGGCUGGCUCGGCUGGUUAUCCAGAACAAAUGGACAGCCGGAGCAGGCCUCAAGUUCUGCACCGCCGAGCUUGAGGAGCCCUAACCCACCGCUGCCACCCGAAGAGCUAUCGUCGUCGUGUUCGCAGACGUUAGAUGCGAAUAUCAAAGCACUUCCUCCCGUGCCUGGCGAUCCCAUGCCAACGCCUUCAAAACGUAGCUGGCUUCAGAUGUGGAGUGGGGGCUCUGCCAAAGAGGAGCCAAGCACUUCCAAGGAAAUGCAGGACAAAAUGGACCCUAGCGAUCAGAAUGCUGACAGAGAUUUGGCGGCGGUGGAAACGAGCGCAAAUGACUUUUCGGUGUCUGACUCUCAAAUUCUACCAACCAAAUCAUCAGCGCCCCCAACACUGCAAGAAGAUGGUGCAAAAUCCUCAGGCUGGGUGUUCUGGUCACGAGACCGCAAAGCAGAUGACGCAUCGAGAACCCCCAAUGAGCCUCAUGUUGGUGAAAUAGCGGUCUCGGACACACCAUCGCAGAAGCGGCCAAGGAGGGCAUCUAUAAGUCUUGAACGGCCCAAGUCGGCAAAUAUAUCAAAAGAGUCCCAAACGCCAGUCGCCACCGGUCGUAAGACAUCGAAAUCAGCAGACCUAUCUGCACUUCAAGUAAAAGACACGGGGCAGGCGAACUCGAUGCAAAAUACUUCAGAGGCUCAAAAAGAUGGCACAGUCACUCCAAUGUCAGCCAAGCUACCGGGUGCAGAGGUCAAAGCAUCAAAACAAUUGCAAAGCGCAAUACCAAAUCUUCUUCUCCCCUCGUUCAACGAAACUUUUAUAUUGCAGGAAACACCAAGUCUGCUUCAGCUGCUAAGCCGGUUGUUCAACUACAAUAGACCUUCAGAGGAUAAACAUUUGCAUAAGAUCAAAGAAGUGCCCAGAUUGAGGAGCGCUCUAGCGAUCGGUGUACAUGGCUAUUUUCCAGCUCCACUUAUUCGCACUGUGUUAGGACAGCCGACCGGCACUUCGAUCAAGUUCGCUGACAUGGCGGCGAAGGCAAUCAGAAAGUGGACCGAAAACCGAGGUUACUCCUGUGAGGUCAAGACAGCGGCGCUUGAAGGUGAAGGCAGGAUUGCUGAACGAGUAGAUCUGCUCUGGAAAUUGCUUCUGAAUUGGAUCGAUGAGAUAAGGAAGGCAGACUUCGUCAUGGUCGCUUGUCACAGUCAGGGUGUACCAGUCGCUCUGGAGCUCAUCGCUAAGCUGAUCGACUUCGGUUGCGUCAACUCGGCCAAAAUAGGCAUUUGUGCAAUGGCAGGAGUGAGCCUUGGGCCUUUCCCUGAUUAUAAGUCGCGCUGGAUUAGCGGAUCAGCUGGGGAGCUGUUCGAAUUUUCGAAUAGCGCCAGCACCGUUUCAAAGGACUAUCUCACAGCGGUUGAAACUGUGCUUAGGUUCGGCGUUCAUGUGCUCUAUGUUGGUAGUAUCGAUGAUCAACUGGUAUCUCUGGAAUCAUCGACCUUUGCGCCCAUUUCGCAUCCUCAUAUCUACCGGGCUGUUUUUGUGGAUGGCCGUAUACACGCCCCGAACUUCUUGGUUCACUUAGUGGGUUUUGCUUUGAAAUUGCGAAACCUCAGUGUUCAUGACCAUGGUCUCAUACGAGAGCUAAGCGGUCCGCUUGCAGGCAGCCUCUACACCGGUGAAGGCCAUUCUCGCAUAUAUGAAGACAGCAACGUGUAUGAUCUUGCUGUCGAGUUCGCUUUGGAGACAAAUACUAUCGUGGGCGCGCCACUAUCGCAGAAACCGAACUCAACUCCCUCCUCGAACCCAUACAUACUGCCUUGGGCUGUAAGGGGUAUUCUUGAGGAGGAUUUUGUGAAAUCUGAUCUUCGUGAUGAGGCGAAUGAGCUGCUUAGGCAAUUUGACGAUUGGAAACCGACCACAAAAGUUCUAAAAGAUGUGAAGUUCAGGCUCGAGGGCAUUAGAUCAAAGCUGUGA
Molecule: messenger RNA, 2565 nt
Organism: Endocarpon pusillum Z07020
Lineage: Eukaryota; Fungi; Ascomycota; Eurotiomycetes; Verrucariales; Verrucariaceae
Exons: 2
Coding region: 1-2565 (854 amino acids)
Source: RefSeq, a predicted model, not a curated record